Molecule: messenger RNA, 2072 nt
Organism: Cynocephalus volans (Philippine flying lemur)
Lineage: Eukaryota; Metazoa; Chordata; Mammalia; Dermoptera; Cynocephalidae
Gene: CDKN1A
Product: cyclin dependent kinase inhibitor 1A
Exons: 3
Coding region: 100-594 (164 amino acids)
Biological process (GO): regulation of G1/S transition of mitotic cell cycle; DNA damage response; negative regulation of cyclin-dependent protein serine/threonine kinase activity
Cellular component (GO): cyclin-dependent protein kinase holoenzyme complex; nucleus
Molecular function (GO): cyclin-dependent protein serine/threonine kinase inhibitor activity
Source: RefSeq, a predicted model, not a curated record
GUGUGAGCAGCUGCCGGGUCGGUGCCUUGAGAGUCAGAGUCGCGGUCGGAUUCACUGAGACACCGAGACAUUGAGACACUCAGAGCAGCCACAGGUGCCAUGUCAGAGCCAACCCCGGAUGCCCGUCAGAUCCCGUGCAGCAGCAGGGUGUGCCGCCGCCUCUUUGGCCCAGUGGACAGCGAGCAGCUGCACCGCGACUGCGACAUGCUAAUGGCAGGCUGCAUACAAGAGGCCCGUGAGCGGUGGAACUUCGACUUUGUCACCGAGACACCACUGGAGGGCAACUUUGCCUGGGAGCGCGUGCGAGGCCUCGGCCUGCCCAAGUUCUACUUCCCUGCAGGGCCCCGAGGGGGCCGGGAUGACUUAGGAGGGGGCAAGCGGCCCAGCACCUCGUCUGCCCUGCUGCAGGGGACAGCUCAGGAGGAUCAUGUAGACCUGUUGCUGUCCUGUACUCUCAUGCCUCACUCCCCCGAGCAGGCCGAGGGAUCCCCGAGUGGGUCUGGAGCCUCUCAGGGCCGAAAACGGCGGCAGACCAGCAUGACAGAUUUCUACCACUCCAAACGCCGGCUGAUCUUAUGCAAGAGGAAGCCCUAAUCUGCCCACUGGAGGUCUCACACUCCUGGAAACAAAGGGGCCCGGAAGACCCCUUCCAUAUCUUCUGCCUUUAGUCUUUCAGUUUGUGCAUCUUAAUUAUUAUUUGUGUUUUAAUUUAAACUCCUCAUGUACAUAUCUUGCCUUCCCUGCCCCCCCAGCCUCUGGCAUUAGAAUUAUUUAAAAAAAAAUUUAGGCAGUAGAAUGAUAGGCUCAACAGAGUGCUGGGUAUUUUUAUUAUAUGAAAUAUUAUUUAAAGCCUCCUCAUCCUGUGUUGUCCUUUUCCUCUCUCCUGGAGGUAAGGGAGGGCUGGCUUCAUGCCAGCUAUGUCCUCCCCCACUGUCACCCACCAGGUAGUUCUCUGCAGGGGCCUGGCUCCCUCCUCUCACUGUCUCAUGGAUAUUAUGAAAUUCCUCCCCUUUCCUGGAUUCUCAGACCUGAAUUCCCUGUCAUUUGAGAAGUAAACAGCACUUUGACAGGGGCCCAGCUGAGUGGGGGCAUCAUCAAAAACUUUGGAGUCCCCUCACCUCCUCUAAGGUUGGACAGGGUGACCUUGAAGUGGGCACAGCCUAGAACAAGGCUGGAGGCUUGACACCCUCUUGUCCUUGGUACCCCUCUAGAUCCUAUGAAGGCAGGGGAAAGGUGGGGUCCUAUAGCAAAUCGCCUCUCCCUGCCUUCAUGCUCCCUGUGCCACCCGCUAGGGGGUCUGCGUCAGUGUCUGGUCUUCCACCCUGUUGGCUUCUGUAUUUUUCUAGGAGCCCCAGCUGCCCCACUUUGCAUCUGGGCUCCCAAGUCCCCUCUGCUGCUCCCCCUCCCCCAUGUCCUUCCCUCCAGUACCCUCUCGGCCCUGGGUGGCAGCUCUGGGUAUCUGUCCCCCCCGCAACUCAGUGGACUGGAAGGGGAAGGAACACAAGAAGUAGGCCUUCUAGUUCUACCUCAAGCAACUCUGGGGGUGGGGGCCUUGGUGGUCAGACAGGCCUCCUGGAGUGGGGGUCUCUCUCUGUGUUAGGGGUGUGUGGUGGGGGGAGUGGAUCUUUCUAGAAGGGAGACUCCAGCCCCUGGAAGUCAUCCACUGACCUGCCUCAUCCACCCCGUCCCUCCCCAUUUCAUUGCACUUUGAGUAGCAGGUGAACAAGGAGUCAGGCCUUGUAAGAUGGCGGGAGUAGAGGCUGUGGACAGGGCACACCAAGUGGACUAAUAUGGGACAGGGAGUUGUCUUUCCUGGCACUGAACAUUGAGUCCCUGGAGGUAACAAAGCACUUAGUGGGUCUGACCCCAAACAUGGUCCCACUCCUGUAACAUCCUGGCCUGGACUGUUUUCUCUCUGUUCCCCAUGUGUCCUGGUUCCCCUGUCUCUCCACUCAGACUGUAAACCUCUCAAGGGCAGGGACCAUGCCCUGUCCUACUCUGUGUCCUUCACAGCUCUUCUCACAGUGCUGGGUAUACAGAAGGUGCUCAAUAAAUAUUUCUUGGUGACUUUA